Argentina anserina (silverweed cinquefoil) is the source of this 1561-nucleotide messenger RNA. Its product is annotated as mitogen-activated protein kinase kinase 2-like. Lineage: Eukaryota; Viridiplantae; Streptophyta; Magnoliopsida; Rosales; Rosaceae. The transcript is spliced from 9 exons. The coding region runs from base 248 to 1312 and encodes 354 amino acids. Gene Ontology annotation, molecular function: MAP kinase kinase activity; ATP binding. Gene Ontology annotation, biological process: protein phosphorylation; MAPK cascade. The record is from RefSeq and is a predicted model, not a curated record.
UUUCUGAGAAGGUUGAGUAGUCUUCCUCAAAGUUUGUUCUCCAAAUUCCAUCAAACACUAGUACUAGUCCAACUGGUCAGGUCCCACUUCUAAUUACUUUAAAUUAAUCAAAUUGCUAAAUACUUAAAUCCCAAAGACUCUACCUUUCGACUGUGGACCAAGAGCGAGCAACAGCAAAACCAUAAAAGAGGAGCUCUAGUUGAACUACUUCGAAGGGCUGAUCGAGCAAAACCCAACAAUCAUCAUCAUGAAGAAGGGAAGCUUAGGGCCUAAGCUCAAGCUUACUCUUCCUCCUCCUGAUGAAGUUUCUAUCCAGAAGUUUCUGACUCAAAGUGGUACCUUUAUGGAUGGGGAUCUGCUUGUCAAUAGGGAAGGAGUUCGGAUCGUCUCUAAUAAAGAAGUUGAAGUUCCAGCCCCUAUUCAAGCAGCAGACAAUCAAAUGCUUUUAGCAGAUCUCUACGUGGUUAAAGUCAUUGGUAAAGGAAAUGGUGGGGUUGUGCAAUUGGUUCAGCACAAAUGGACUGGGCAGUUUUUUGCGCUGAAGGUAAUCCAAAUGAAUAUCCAGGAGUCUAUUCGCAGGCAGAUUGCACAAGAAUUGAAAAUUAAUCAAUCAUCACAAUGUCCAUAUAUUGUUGUUUGUUACCAGUCCUUCUAUGAAAAUGGUUGCAUUUCAAUUAUCCUAGAGUACAUGGAUGGUGGGUCUUUAGCAGAUCUUCUAAGAAAAGUCAGAUCAAUUCCAGAGCCUUAUAUUUCUGCUAUGUCUAAGCAGGUGUUGCGCGGUUUGUUGUACCUUCAUCAUGAAAAACACAUAAUUCACAGGGACUUCAAACCAUCAAACUUGUUAAUAAAUCACAGAGGAGAAAUUAAGAUAACUGACUUUGGUGUGAGUGCAAUAAAGGCAAACACCUCUGAACAGGCAAAUACUUUUGUUGGCACCUACAACUAUAUGUCGCCAGAGAGAAUACAAGGUCACAGCUAUAGCUACAAAAGUGACAUUUGGAGCUUGGGCUUAGUACUACUGGAGUGUGCAACAGGUAAAUUCCCAUAUACACCACCAGAUCAAAGUGAAGGAUGGGAAAACUUUUUUGAGCUUAUGAGCGCUGUUGUUGAUUUGCCACCACCUUGUGCACCUUCCGAUCAGUUUUCUCCAGAGUUCUGCUCAUUUAUCUCUGCAUGUGUACGGAAAGAUCCAAAGACAAGACUGUCAGCACAUGAUCUCCUAGAGCAUCCUUUCAUCAGCAUGUAUGACGACUUGAACAUUGAUCUGUCCGCUUACUUCACGGAAGCAGGAUCUCCACUUGCAACCUUCUAAACCUAUCUGGGAAUGAUUGCUUCAUGAGAUUAGUCAUCUGCGCUCAUUGCUGCGCAUUCCAGCAUGGGCACUGCCUAGGUGUUCCACGGGUGAGAAGGGAAAAUCGAAAGCUCUGCAGAAUGCUGUUGGUCACUUUUUUCAUUAUUAGUUCCCUUGGUAGCAAGAGGGUUGUAAUGGACAAAUUCUUGUUGAUACUUGGAAUGCUGGAUUUUUGACUACUUGCUAACUAGUUAAACACUUCAAAUUGAA